GCGCAUGCGCAGAUUUCCAGGAAGUGUUAACCAGCUGAUAGCCAAAUUGUCAACAGUUAAGCCUGCGAUACCUUCGCCGCUAAAGGACAGCAAACACGACCAAACGAGGAGUGCAGAGAAGUCAAGACACCGCCUGCCUGCACGACGUGACACCACGACCUGUUAGAAAGUCAGUGUCAGUGCUCUGUUGCCGGGAGGAGGCCCAGCCCCCCUGCCGUCUCCUACAGCGGGCCGCUAUGAGCUCCAGAGGGAGUGGAGGCCGCUCCAACGGCACACUACCCCAGACCAAGAUCUGCCAGUUCAAGCUGGUGCUGCUGGGUGACAUGGCUGUGGGCAAGUCCAGCCUGGUGCUGCGGUUUGUCAAGGGACAGUUUGACGAGUUCCAGGAGACGACUAUCGGAGCUGCUUUCCUGGCUCAGUCGGUGUGUCUGGACGACACCACAGUGAAGUUUGAGAUCUGGGACACUGCGGGACAGGAGCGAUACCACAGCCUGGCCCCCAUGUACUACCGCGGUGCUCAGGCUGCCAUCGUUGUCUUUGACAUCACCAAGCCGGAGACGUUCGAGCGAGCCAAGGCCUGGGUGAAGGAGCUGCAGCGACAGGCCAGUCCUAACAUUGUUAUCGCUCUGGCUGGAAACAAGGCUGACCUGGCAGAGAGGAGACUAGUAGAGUACGAGGAAGCACAGACGUACACUGAAGACACCGGCCUGCUCUUUAUGGAGACGUCCGCAAAGACCGCCAUGAACGUCAACGAGCUCUUCCUGGCCAUUGCAAAAAAGAUGCCAAAAACAGACACCCAGAACCCGACACACGCAGCGCGACAUCGGGGAGUCAACCUCCAGGACCCAGACGCCCACUCCACCCGAGCCUGCUGCGGAGGGAACUAGACCUCCACCACUCGCACCACAAUCCCGCCAUCUGCACAACCACCCAGCAGCCCUUCAAACAUCCCGUCUCCUUCAAACCGACUCACAGAGGCAGGACCUGAUACUGGGACAUCCGGUAUCGACUCCCCCCCCCUCCACCCUCACCUCACCUCACCAUCCAUUCAUCGUGCUGUCCAAGCAGACGGAGUCAGAGACAGAAAUUCAAAGGAAAGAAGAAGAGAAAGGCGCAGAUGAGUUUAACGCCUGUCUCUCUUGACCGACUGAGAGUCUUUGUUUGGCAUGAGAGGAGUAGCGAACACCGAGAUGGAGAGGAGGGAACUUAAGACUGUGAAAAGAGAGAGCCUGUUGUAGUAUUUAGCACUAAAUGUGUAAUUUCUUUGUCUUCAUUCUGCCUUGCAUUGUUUCAGUCAGAGCACUGACAGCGUUAAGAAAAAUGCACAAAACAAGCAGCACAUGUUAGGAAGAGGCUGAGAAAAGAAAGCAGGAAAAAAAAAACAGUGGGGAUAUGAAGAAACAGUUUGGGUUUGCCUGCUUUUUUGUUUCUUCUUCAGAGCUUGCGUGCGCUUGCUUUGCCUCCUCCUCCUCCUCGUCCUCAAUCAAUCACAACCUGCUGUGAAUACCGCCACAUGUUGACCCCUGGAAUGAUCCCAUAAUAAGUCAUAAUUUAUAUUAAUAUCCCCCCCCCCCCCCACCCCCAUGUCACUGUCCAGACUCACAUUUCAGUAACACUCAUGGUUUCCCCCAUCACAAGUCCAUUUGUACGUAUUUAUUCUCCGCUGUUUUGACCCCUCAUGACUGCUGGUAGUGACACUCCGGUGUCUUCUUAAAGGCACACACACAUUUUCUGUUCAGAUAGAAAUCACCCAGAACUUCCACCAGAUGCGUGUCAGCUCCGCACCGGUACGGCUCCGUCAUCCGUCAACACCCACAGGCUGCGUUCCCAGAAGGCAGCGAGAUUGAGGAGUUCCGAUUAUACGACGCAUGUGGUCUAAAACCCGUUUAACCACAUCGACAAACACGCACAAGGUCGUCGUGCUGAACCGUCAAAACAGAGAGUUUUAUUCUGAAAAUAAACCGGUGUCUGACUUCCUGUCCCGCUCGAUCUUCUCUGUAGUAAAUCGAUGCGUCGUGCUCCGGCAUCUGGCAAAAAAACAGAAACCUUGCGUAUCUGCUGCCAGAGCUGAGAUGCAGCGCGGCGAGUGGAAGCACACACAUUGAGAAAAGUGGAAAACUAUCAAACUAACAGUUCGGUUGCCGUGGAGGAGCGGAGACGGAGCGAACACACAUCUGGUGGAAUCUGAAAUUUGUUUUGGAUGAUUUGACGUUUUGUUUCUCACGCGUUUGGUCCAUCGGACUUGCUCGUUUAAUGAAGGAUUGUUUGGGUUUUAUUGCCUUGCUUGAAUGCUCAUAAGCACCACUUACUAUUCUGUAUAGAGCAACAACAUAGACUUGAUAUUGAGUGUGUGUGUGUGUGUGUGUGUGUGGGUGUGGGUGUGGGUGUGGUGUGUGUGGGUGUGUGUGUGUUCAGUGAGACUUUAAGUAUUGCUUUGGUAACUGUAAACUAACUUGAGUCCACGUCUGUAGCAGAGUCCACGUCCCCUCAAACCCAGAGCGAGACGUCUUGUGUCACACACCAGAUUGACUAUUGAAGUACCUGCCCUCUAAAAUAAGCUCAAAAAGGAAUUUCAGUUUUUUUCAACCCGAGCCCUGCUUUUCACUUUUUGUCGGGUCUGAAUGAGGAAUUGGUUCAGAAGGUUUUGGUGUUCCUCCAGCAGAUUGCGUCAUUCAGCGGCCGCUUUAACGUCUGCACAGUAAUCCUCGAGGGGAAACGCUCCUUAGAACUAUUUAAGUUCUUGUUUUAACCACUUAAAGGUUCUUCACAUUUAUUUUUAGAUUCUGAAACUUAACUGAAAUACUUCCUACAAAGAUACACGGAAAAUGCUUUUUAGAAGAAAUCUUUGAUUAAUCCCACAAGGGGAAAUUACUUUUACACUCAUGCCACACACACACACACACACACACCCUGUAGACACUAACAGAGAGAUGUCAGAAUUAGGGUGCUGAACAUGAAGGAGCGCACCAGCUGUUAGGGGUUCUGCGCCUUGCUCAAGAGCAUCUCAGCAGUGUUCAGAAAGUGAACUGGAACCUCUCCAGCUACCAGACCAAUUUUAGAUUUGGACUUCCCAAACCAAGUCCCCACAUGCUCUGCUGCUGCUGCCCAAGGUACACGCAUCCCAUCGCUCCACCAGACCUCAUUGACAAAAGCAGACAUUUGACUUGCCUGCACAGCGGCCUCACUGGGUUUGUUUUUUGUCUUCUUGUUCAUGAAUGUCAGCGUAGAUUAAACAAGAUAAUUAUGUAAACACAUCAUAGCACAGAGCUCCACGUUCAAGGCAGCGGUGGGAAACUAGUUGCUUUGUUCUUUGAGGUUAAAUCUCUGUUUUUGUCAAUGGAGGCUGAUGGAUUUACACAGAACCAUUUAACUACCGUUUCUGGUUUUAUGAAUCAUCUUCCUCUUCCACAAAAAAAAAAGUCCACCUCUGUAGGGAUCUUUUCUGUAAUGUCUGUUGAUGGCAAAAACAAGAACUUUAGGAUGACGCACUUUGAUUGAGCGAGUGCCGUUUCACUCUGCAUUCAUCACAGCCUGUUUCAGGGCUGCCUGUCGAGGCAAUCUGCUGCAGCUGUUCUCAAACUUUUUGCACCUUUUUAGACCUGAAACAGUCAAACUAAGGUCGAGGUUUAUUUUGAUUUUUAAAAGAUUACAGAUGAUGUAAUUUGGCAGUGGAUUGAAUAUAUUUUGGUGGCUGACAUCCUUGGUAACAAAUGUGUAGAGAGAGAAUGAAAAGCAGGAAGAUAAGAACCUGUACCAUGAAAUGUGGGAUGAUUAUCCUCCCGUGUCAUGUUUAACGUGUCCCUCUUUGGUCCUUCAGCCGAGUUGUUUGAGAAACAUGAAAGUGAUUCCUUUCACUUAAUUUAAAGCUCUAAAAACAUAUAGAGUUGUGUGUUUGGUUGCAAUUAGUGAACUUGGCAGAAGAGGAGUUCAGAUUUGAUGAAAACACACAAAAAAACAGAAGUGCCUAUUCCCCGUUUUCUUUAUUUUCUUCUUCUGUGAAUCGCGUUCUGGGCUUUUCUUUGAGUGUGUGCUUCGUAGGCAAACAGCUGAAAUCUCAUCCAAUAACCCCGCACCCCGUCGUCUCUAGGCUGUCGUGAAGUGUCUUGGCUGUUUGUAUGGAUGUAAAGAGAUCUCGUUGAAUACACUGUAUGUUAAAUAUUAUUGUCUUACUUUUAAUGAAGGUGUUUUGUUGAUUUUAGGCCGAGCACACUUGUGAACUUGAAAAUGGAUCCGAUCAUUGAAACAACAUGGACGUCUUGUGAGAAUCUGUUUUUCGGGUUGGUUUGAUUCUCAGAUCGACACGUUUAAAAAAUAAAAAUAAAAAAGAUGGCGAUCUAAUUAAGGGCGUACAAAUUGGCUUUUUGAAUCUGUACUCAACACUAACAGCUCAUUAGCGACGUGAAACCGUUUUUCAUCCUUCAGGGCUCACAAGUAGGUUCACUGUUCUGUGCAAUUAAAGAGACAAAAAGGUGAUUAAAACAA
Messenger RNA from Labrus bergylta (ballan wrasse), 4482 nucleotides. RefSeq names its product RAB5B, member RAS oncogene family (gene rab5b). Gene Ontology annotation, molecular function: GTP binding; GTPase activity. NCBI's taxonomy places the organism in Eukaryota, Metazoa, Chordata, Actinopteri, Labriformes, Labridae. The record is from RefSeq and is a predicted model, not a curated record. Gene Ontology annotation, biological process: vesicle-mediated transport.